GAUCAAAAUUUGGUAUUCCUAGGCGUGCUAUAAUAAAACCCACAUCAUCUGUAAGUAAUACCUCCAAUACUUUAUUUAUUUCUUAUUAAUAUUAUUUAUAAUAACGCAUAAAUGACGACACUAUAUAACCAAAGUUUAUAUUGUCACAUUAAAAGUUCAUAAAUUGUUAGAGGGAGUUGACCUUUCCUAGAAAGAGUCAUCAGUCUUUAUAUUUAUAAACUGAAAAAUGACUUUCAAUAUUCAGGUAACCAAUUGAUAUUAUGCAAUGAAAAUGGUUGUUAAAAAAUUUUAAAAAAUAUUGAUUCAUUAUAAUUGAAUGAGCCGUUCAUUUUGAAUAUGUGCAUUUUUCUUUAAAUCGAGAUAUUUAAAGGUUUGCGUUUCAUUGAAUUGAAAAAUAUACGUAUAGGAAGUGAAUAAAACCUCCUUAACAUAUCUAAAGCAGAACGUACACUGAAACGAUUCAGUUCGGUCUAGUCUUAUCUCUUAGUACACAUAGAGAGCAGUCUUAUAAAGUGUAUAGUAGUUAAUUAUUAUAAUUCCACAAAAGUAGUUGAAGCUCAUCAGAAUCUCAUAAAAUUGUUAUGAUUGCCUUAGCAUGCGAUGAAAUGGAAUAGCAUACUCUGGAUCCAUAAUAUUAAUCUCAAAAGAGAAACUUCUGUGGAACACCCUCAUAUUUCCUAGAUUUAUUUAAUGAUGAAGUUUUUUUUUUAAUAAUUCGAAUGUCUAGUGUAAGUUUUUUUUUAAUUUUCUGAGCUAUUACCCUAUAAAAGGCAGGACAAAAAUGAUCAAAAAGCGAAUUUUCCUUAGCCGUUACUGUCAAGCAAGUAUCUAUAUGAGGAGCUCAGAGGUGGAGUGGAUCAAGUUCAUCAAACUAAUUAUGGAGAAAAUGUAGGUCAAAGUUUUUGUAGGUUUAUUAAUUAAAACACAACACAAGUCCAAAAUGAAAAAUCAACGAAAUACUUUAUUAUACUUUAUAUUUUACAGAUGUAAACUAAAAUAACUUCAAAUACAACUGGGGUAAUUUCUACAAACGAUUAUUUAUAAUUUUUUGGACUUGAACCAUUUUAUGACUGAAAAUGUUUUGCAUUUUAAACAUAAACAGGUUCAUCGGUAUGUUCUUCUUCGUCAGUCAGGGAUUUAUUGCUUUCGCUUGUCUAGUGUUCCCUUCAACAGGUAAAUUUUUAUAAAAACUUUGGUAUAUGGACGGGAUAAAGCGAAGAAGAUCUUUAAUGUGUUGCUUUUUAGAUUACGUCUGGAUGGAUAGAUGAUUCUAUUGGAUGGCUAAUUAUGUGAUUUUUCUUCCUCGCGCAAUGUCUUCAUUGAGAGUUUUAACUAUGAAAAGUCAUGUCCAGUUAUAGUUUUCUUUCUAUUUUGUAUUGCUGCUUCCAAAUAUUUGGUUGAUUUAAAUUUCAAUAACCCUAAAUCUUGGUUCUUUUUUCUUUGCUUCUCUUGCUAUUUUCAUCCAGUCUUGUGCGGAGAAAAUAUGGGGGCAUUUGUAGCUAAACUUUCCAAUUAAGCUGAAGUCUGCAUCGUUGGGCAAAAACGAUUGACCUGACACCAAAAAUUUAAGGUCUAUAGUGUCCACGGCCAUGUGUGAAUCUUGUACCAACUUAAGCAGGGAAAGAGACAUGUUUAUAUUCCUGUUCUGACCUGUGCAUGAUUCAGAAUACAAUAUAAUGUGUUUAUGAUUUGCUGCAAAUUCUUUAAGUGUUUCACCACACACGUUGCGACAUCCUGAGAUCCACGACCUCCAUCUAUCUCAUCAUACAUGUACAUGAAUCCAGUUCCUAUAUUGAAUGAAUGUAUCCCAAGGUUGUAAAUAUAUAAAUUUUUUUUAUAAUAGGCUACAGACGUGGGAAGUUUAGAAAGAUCAAAAGUUAGUACAUAAUAGUUGAGGUAUGAGGCCUUUUGAUCAGCUUUUGCAAGAUGUAUUUCUUUAUCUAUUUUAAGUUUCUUUUUUGUUUCUUCAUUUUCUUCAACAUUAAUUUUCAUUUUAAGGUUGUCGCAUAGAGAACAAGGAUCUUUAGAUGACGGUUUAGAACUUAAAUUGAACUUUGCGUUAAAAACAAUGUCUACUGAAAAUGGAGUGGUACCGCCAACAGCCGAUAUGAGUGCGUUAAAUAUCGAUCAAGUAAAAGAUUCCCCGGCAUCAUCACCAACCCCAGGCGGAGAUGCAAGUCGACUUACCUUCGAAGACAAUUUCAAACAUUUCGCAAAAUUCGGAGAUCCAAAAUCAGACGGUAAACAGAUCACUCUAUCAAACAGCGACAAAUGGAUGAAGCAAGCCAAAAUUAUAGACGGCAAAAAAAUUACGACCACAGAUACUGGUAUCUAUUUUAAAAAAUUGAAAUCACAGAAAGUUUCUAUCGUCCAGUAUAAGCAAUUUUUGGAGGAUUUAGCGAAAGCUAAAAAAACGGAUGUGGAUGAAAUUAAAACUAAAUUGGCCGAAUGCGGGGCGCCGUUACUUCAUGGCACUUCUGCCAGUAAAGCCACUGCUGCAGUAGAUCGUCUAACAGACACGUCAAAAUACACUGGAACUCACAAACAGAGAUUCGAUGAUUCCGGGAAAGGGAAAGGAAUCGCCGGUAGAAAAGACAUCGUAGAUACCUCUGGAUAUGUUAGCGGAUUUCAACAUAAAUAAAAAGAAAA
Molecule: messenger RNA, 2649 nt
Organism: Diorhabda carinulata
Lineage: Eukaryota; Metazoa; Arthropoda; Insecta; Coleoptera; Chrysomelidae
Product: tubulin polymerization-promoting protein homolog
Exons: 3
Coding region: 2069-2641 (190 amino acids)
Biological process (GO): microtubule polymerization; microtubule bundle formation; positive regulation of protein polymerization
Cellular component (GO): microtubule
Molecular function (GO): tubulin binding; protein dimerization activity
Source: RefSeq, a predicted model, not a curated record